AUGUCCCCAUUAUUAAAGGAUUAUUUGAAUAGACGAAUCACCAUUGUAACGACAGAAGGUCGAUGCAUUAUUGCUAAGCUAGAAGGAUAUGAUAAAAAUACUAAUUUGGUAUUAUCUAGUGUGGUAGAUUAUUUUGCAUCGGCAGCUGAUGAUAAAGGUAUUUCCAUACAGAUGCUUCGAGGAAGUGAAGUUGUAAUUUGUGGAUUACUUGAAGAUGAUUUGGAAAAUAAUGACAACGAAGAAGAAGCAGUACAUGAAAAUAAGAAAAGAAAAAUAGAAGAAGUAGAAGCAGUGCCUAUCAAGGAUACGAAGAAUAUAAUCAAAGAUGAGCAUCUAAUAUGGGAGAAGGUUUGGGAAGAAAAAGAGUCGCAUGUCGAAAUAUAA
Tetrapisispora phaffii CBS 4417 is the source of this 384-nucleotide messenger RNA. RefSeq names its product U4/U6-U5 snRNP complex subunit LSM8 (gene LSM8). The transcript has a single exon. The coding region runs from base 1 to 384 and encodes 127 amino acids. Gene Ontology annotation, biological process: mRNA splicing, via spliceosome. Gene Ontology annotation, cellular component: U6 snRNP; U4/U6 x U5 tri-snRNP complex; precatalytic spliceosome. Gene Ontology annotation, molecular function: RNA binding. The record is from RefSeq and is a predicted model, not a curated record. Lineage: Eukaryota; Fungi; Ascomycota; Saccharomycetes; Saccharomycetales; Saccharomycetaceae.